AUGGCAACUAUUGAUGAUAAUGCACGUUGGUUACAUUCAAAUGGUGAUCUUUUAUCAGGUCAUGGGAUUAGUUACAAUGUCACUUAUAUUGGAUCUGUUGAAGUACUUUGUUCAAUGAAAACUCUUGAUUUUGAUAAUCGUACACGAGUUGCACGUGAUUCUAUUCGUUUAGUUUGUACAGCAGUUGGUGUUCUAUUAAAAGAACGACGUAAACCUGAAUCACCAUCAAUAGGACAAUUAAAAACUGCAACAGAACCAAAUUUAACAUAUAGUCAUACACCUGUUCAGUUAACAAUUAGUACUGAUGCACUUAUACUUAAACGAUUAAAUGAUUUACAAAUACUUUAUUCACAUAAAAUGGAAGGAAUCUCAUUUGCAAGUGCUGGAGAACAUGAUACAAAAGAUUAUAUAGCAUAUGUAGCUAAAGAUAAUAUGAAUAAACGAUCAUGUCAUGUACUUUCAUGUGAAGAAAAUGAAUCAUUAGAUGUUAUAACAACAAUUGGACAAGCAUUUGAAUUACGUUAUAAUGAAUAUAUACAAUUACAACAAGGAAAUGACCAACAAGGAGUAUUAAAAUCUUUUGAACAUGAUGAAUUUCUUCAACAAAAACGUGAUGAAAAUCUAAAACGUUUUAUUCCUCAUCAUAAUCAACAACAACAAACGCAAGGAAAUUUGAAUACAAUGAACAGUUAUGAUGUUUAUAAAGAAAAAUGGUUUCAUGGCAAGAUUAGUCGUGAUGAAGCUGAACUUUUAUUACAUCAUAGUGGUGAUUUUCUUGUACGUGAAAGUGCAAAAAUUCCUGGUCAAUUUAUUCUAUCAGGUCGUUAUAAAGAUCAAUAUAAACAUUUACUUCUUGUUGAUCCAGAAGGAAUAAUUCGUACAAAAGAUUAUGAAUUUGAUUCUAUUCAACAUCUUAUAUCAUAUCAUAAAUCAGGAAAUAUUCCUAUUGUAUCUGCUGAUAGUGAACUUCUUUUACAAACACCUGUUCUACGUUCUAAAUGA
Rotaria sordida is the source of this 1002-nucleotide messenger RNA. NCBI's taxonomy places the organism in Eukaryota, Metazoa, Rotifera, Eurotatoria, Philodinida, Philodinidae. The record is from the annotation of a GenBank genome assembly.